Messenger RNA from Durusdinium trenchii, 2890 nucleotides. Lineage: Eukaryota; Dinophyceae; Suessiales; Symbiodiniaceae. The record is from the annotation of a GenBank genome assembly.
ACGAAAGCAACACGGUGUCAUUGGAGCGAUCGUGCAUGGCUUUGCUCUGCCAAUGUAACUGUUGAGUUAGCGCAUGCCGCGUGCCACGAAUUUGAGGUGGGCCACUUACCAAUACCCGGCCAAGGAGGAAUCUGAGGAAGAGGUCAUCUUUCUAUCUUCCAGCGGUGCGGAGGUCAAGGAACCUCCACGUGACACCGAUCGGCAGGGCCGCAAGUUCGCUGCCAAGCCAAGACGAUGUCCGAAAACCUCAUCGAAGGAGGACCUUAGUUCCGAUCCAGAGAUCAUCGAGGUUCCUGCACAGGUCAAUGACAGCGAAAUUCCAGAACCUCAGGCGGCGCGUAUGAUUUUUCCCCGGCUUCGUAGAGAGGCCGAGGCGGAACACCGGCAUUGCAACACCAGUUCGCUCAGCCGGCGUACGUUUCCGUGGAGGCGCCCGUCUCGAGCCUCGGCCCUGCCGAGCAGAGCACGAUCGGGUCAAAGCACCGCGGAAAAGCGGACCGCUCUUGGAGCCGUGGUCAAGUGCGAGGACGAAUCCUCGCCUCCGGAUGUUGUGACUGACACAGCUUUGGUCGAUGUUGCUCCGGGUGGUUUGCCCAAAAGAAGUGCUGGCGAGGUGAGUCAAGACCUCAGCAUGAACUCAAGACCUCUUUUGUCUCGCUCUCAGCCGGUGCCUUUCCACACCGAGGAAGCUCCAUCCAGCCAGCCAGCAGAGACGGAAAUACCGGAUGUACCGGAGGUGCGAACGCCAAGGCUGGAGGACCCGUCGGCGGUGAGCAGCCGGAGCAGCCAAGUCCAUCCGUCAGUUCAACCAGUGCGACCACGCAUUGAGGCGGCCUGCAUGAAACAGAUGCAAGCUUUGGACAUCCCUCAAAAGCAGACGCAGGAGCCGAAUCCACGCGCGCGGAACUUCUUGGUGUCACGGCAUGUGAAGACCCCAAUCAAGAUCACCGAGGCUUCAGCAAACCCGUCAGCCCCCUUGGAAGCAAAUAGACCAAAUGGGGAGAUGGAUGCAGCUGAGGCAGCCAGCGCAAGAGGUGAGGCUCCUCCCGAGACAAAGGUUUGCGAGGCUUCAAGGGAACGAUCGGAGAUGGCCUCAGAAAAGAUGACAAGUGGAGAAGAUGCAGCAGAGGCGCCGCUCCGCGCGCGGAGCGCCUGCGCACCCCCCGCCGAGACAAAGAUGCCAAGUGGGGCGGAGGCUUCAGCAAAACUGUCAGCCCCGGAAGAAAAGAUGUCAAGUGGUGAGAUCGAUGCCACAGAGGCUUUGGAAGGCAACGACCUGCUGGCCAAGCUCGUUGCGUCCGCCAGCAAGGACUCGGCUUCCGAAGCGACGCAGAGACAAGAGGCUUCAACAGACGCAACAGACCAAUCAGCUGCCCCACAGUCAAGCAGAGCGGAUGAGGCGAUGCCGGCUUUGUCACCGGUCUCAGAGGAGGCCAACGACUUGCUCUCCAAGCUUGUUGCUUCAGCGAGCCAGUCCGGCGCGGAGGCCUCAUCCGCAUCGGGCCCUGUGGGACCCUCGCCAUCAGAGGUGCCCGUGCGAGAGGAGGUGACAGCAUCCAGGUUGGACACCGAAAUCGCAGAUGCAGAGGCACCAGCGCUGGAGGAGGCUUCUUCAAAUCAGUCCCUGCGCUUGGAAACAGACCUUGGUGCAGAGGCACCAGCACUGGAGGACCAUGCAGCAAGCAGCAGUCGGAGCAGCAGCAGUAGCCAAACCAAUCCAGCCUUGCAAUCCCUGCGCCAGCGGAUCGACGCCUGUGUGGCUGCCCAGGGCCCAUUGCGGGAGAAGGCCAAUGAGAUGUUGAGAUCUUUGCAUCACCAUCGAGCGACCUUGAAGGCGGCCCGAAAGGAGGUCGACCGCACGGCCCAAUCCGCUGAGGUGGCGGCCCUGGUGCGACAAGCUCAACUCUUGGCAGAGUUGAGACACUCGCAUAGCCAGGUUUGUGAAGUUCAUGCACACUGCAUUGCAGAGAACUUGGACUUGAAGGAAAAGCUGCGCGCUUCCCUGGAGCGGCGUGAGAACCUGGCGAAACAACUGGAACACGAGCUCUCUCUCGGAGAAACGGCACGACCGAUCAAGGACUGCGGGAUUGUCAUCGAACCGCCCCCCGGGCUCGGCGGCGAACCGCACCUUCCAGGCCAUCCAGCCUCGGACAGCGAGACCAGUUCCGGAGAGACCAAGACGGAGUCCGAGCCAGACGGAGUCCGUUCCGUUUCAGGAGAUGCAGAAGAUUGUGAGGACCCAGAGCUUCUUGCUCUUACAAAGUCAGAAGGUCUUUGUGAUGAUGGAGGCAAGGAAGUGAUUUUGGACGCAGAGACAGGCGAAGAAAUGGCCGAGCAGCCGGAGCCGGAGCCAUUGAAGUCCCCACAGGUUUUACCUGUAGAAGCAGAAGUUCCAGUGCUGCAAUCACUGCCAUUCAGUGCCCAGGACGAAGCGAAUCCGCCAGAGGAGCCAGAGGUGCCAUGCCCUCCGGGCUUGGAGACUGUGUCGACUGCCAGGAGUUUGGUCGGCCGCGCACGCACAGACAGCAGGGAGUCUGUGGAAGGGACUGGCCGCUGCUGGGUGGCCAAAUCCAAGCAUGCCAAGCAGAUGGCAGGUGCGGACGGUGUUGAAGCACGCCACCUCUCUGCCUUGAAGGUUGGAAUGCAGGUGGGAGGUGUCAUCCUUCAUUCCUGCUGGCUUGGUGUUUUCGUCAACAUUGGCGCGGAGAUUGAUGGCUUUGUGGAAGCUUCCGAAAUGCCGGAAGGCAUGAAUUUUAAUGCGGGGGACUUCGUCACCGGCCUCGUGCUGCGCGAGAUCGACCUGGAGAAGCCCAGGCUUUUAUUGAGCGCAGCCAACGUAGUCGUGCGUUGCUAGCAGGGCAUCAGGUUGCCAGUGUGCGUGACUUGCUGG